GGGUACGCCGGUAUGAAAACCCAUGCACUCCCAUCGAGGACAAGUCAUGUAGUUAGCUCUUAGCUACACUGACAGGAAUUCUGCGGGCUGAGUGUCACGGUUUAUAUUGGAAUGCUACGUCAGUUAGCUUGCUAUUCAACGGCUUUUCUUCCGUUGCGCAACAGCUAACGUUAAACGGUUUCCAUCGAACGCAUAUCCCCUUGAAUUGCUGGUUGGCUAGCUAGCUAGCUAGUUUGGAUUUCCCCGGAAGUGAGGUGGCCACUUGGAGGAGCAAGCCAAAGAUAAACACGUAUCAGAGAGACUCAGGUAGGCGUCUUUGGGGGCAUCAAUGUUAGUGAACUAGACAGAGAAAUGCUCGAAGAAUGGAAACGUAAUUGGUCGUGAUAUAGUUGAGGGAGCUGAUACAUCUUGUAAUCAGAGUAAACACCCCCAAAUCAAGGCGUUGGAACAAGCUCAGCAAAGUGCAUUCCGUGGCGAAAACGUCAUCGAAUCCGUGAGUAGCUAACGUUAGCUAGCUAGCUAGCUAGGUAGUUGUCCAAAUUAGUUUCGCACUACAGUAACAGUAGUACAGCUAACUAACGUUAGGUAGUUAGCUAAACUAGCUGGAUAUGCAGAGAAAGAACAGUCCCUUCCAGGCCAGAUUAGCUAACACACCCCUUCAACUAUAAUAUUGCAUUGUUAACUAGCUAGCUAACUAAGGAUUAGCUUUAUGUGGCUGAGUUGAAUAGGGUGUUAGCAAAAUGUCAAACUAGGCAAGCUGUCUUGUUAGCUAUCUUAUUGACUUGCCAUCCGAUACAUCUACCUAGCUUGAUAGAUACAAUUUGGCAUUUCAACAAUGCAGGUUUAGUUUGAGCGAAAUGAAGGCUAAAUCAAAUUGAGUGAAGAUGUCUUUUUGUUGAUGUCAGUGUCAAUCUAGUUCAAACAUUGCUCUCUGUUUACACUUGCCCCUAGGCAGCUGUCAACAUGCAUGUAUAUAUUCACUGGCUGUUAGCUAUCUAGUGAGUUAUAAGGAAACAAUUGGAUACCUUCCAAAUUGGAUUGUCCAACAGCCAGGAUUAUGAAAUUACAAGGUCCUAACCUGCUCUACAUUCCGAUUGCGUUGCCCUGUCUUGCUACCACACAUUUUACAUUUUUAGUCAUUUAGCAGACGCUCUUAUCCAGAGCGACUUACAUGAGCAAUUAGGGUUAAGUGCCUUGCUCAAGGGCACAUCGACAGAUUUUUCACCUAGUCGGCUCGGGGAUUAGAACCAGCGACCUUUCGGUUACUGGCACAACGCUCUUAACCACUAAGCUACCUGCCGCUCAGUCAGGCACUAUCUACCAAACAGCUGUAGAUUACUGCCUGACUGUGUUGCCCCUGUCUUCCUACCACACAGCUGUAGAUACUGCCUGCACCAUGGUGCGUGCGGCCCUGGUGACUGCCACCAGUCUGGCUCUGACUGGCGCAGUGGUUUCCCAUGCCUACUUGCUCAAACACCAGUUCUACCCCACUGUGGUCUACCUCACCAAGAGCAGCCCCAGUAUGGCGGUGAGUACACACACCGUUCUCUACAUCCCCUUUGAUAUGUUUAUCAGAUGUGUGGUCUGUAACGUGGCUUUCCCUCCCUCCCCCUCUAUGCGGCAGGUGUUGUACAUCCAGGCGUUUGUGUUGGUGUUCCUGUUGGGAAAGUUCAUGCGUAAAGUCUUCUUCGGACAGCUGAGAGCUGCAGAGAUGGAGGUAUGGACCAAUCCAUAUGUUAUUUCAGUGUUUGUUUACUCCUGUUUGGUUUACUAGAGUACCAGAUCUGUAUUGCUCAAUAACUACCACUGGUCUUCUAUGUAAUGUAAUGCCGUUGUUGCUUAGGCCUGUGUUGCAACCAUUAUACCCUCUUCACAAGCCAAGCUGUACUGCGCUGUCUCGAUUACACAUCCACCAUAUUUGCUAGACUCAUGCUGGAAAGGAAAAUCUGAAAAUAAAAUAUCAAAGCCAGUACAGGUUGGGUCAGUAUGAUAAGUGUAUAAAGUUUAUAACUAAUAUUCAACUUCCUCUCCCUUCAGCACCUGAUCGAGCGGUCCUGGUAUGCUGUCACAGAGACGUGUCUGGCCUUCACAGUGUUCAGAGAUGACUUCUCUCCCCGCUUCGUAGCACUCUUCACCCUGCUGCUCUUCAUCAAGUGCUUCCACUGGCUGGCUGAGGACAGGGUGGACUUUGUGAGACGCUGUUACAUGUUAAAAAACACAUUUGUAUAGAUAUUUCACAUAGUUAAGCCAUUUAGUUACUAUACAACAAACAUGUUUACCAUCCAUAAAGUGGCAAUGAAUGUGAAAGGAAAGCAAGUGUCUGUCUGUUCUUAUGGUAUUUUCCAAACCUUCUCACUCAGAUGGAGCGAAGUCCUAAUAUAUCCUGGCUCUUCCACUUCAGGGUGUUAUGUGAGUAUGGGUUAUAUCUUUUCAAUGUGUUAAAGGCCCACUCAGUGAUAUACAAUAUCUUGUAAUGGGCUCUUCAGUGGUAUACGUUUACAUUACAGUAUGGGUUAUAUAAUCUUUGAAUAGACCCUACAGUGUAUAUCAGGACUGUAAUCUUUACUACUUUCUGGAGUGCUACUGAUUUAUUCACAGAUAUGUGAAACUGGGGUUUUCAGGACCAAGUGUGUUUCUUAAAUUACAGCUGUAUGCAAAUAUCAGACUACUGCACCUGGUCCUGGAUGCACACCAGUAAAACGAAACAUCGACCUUGACGCUUGAUUACAUUUACAUUUUCGGCAUUUAGCAGACGCUCUUAUCCAGAGCGACGUACAAAUAGGUGCAUUCACCUUAUUUUGUUAAAUAUAUUUUUUAGUUAUUUUAUAUAUUUUUUAUUUGUUAGAAUUUUUUAUUUUAUUAUUUUGGGGUGGGGUAAGGGGGGGGGGGGGGGGGGGGGGGGUAGAAGGAUUACUUCAUCCUAUCCCAGGUAUUCCUUAAAGAGGUGGGGUUUCAAGUGUCUCCGGAAGGUGGUGAGGCUCUUUGCACUCUGGGAGGAGGACACAACGGAGUUGUCAACCGUGAUGGCGAGAUCAUGGAACGGGCAGUCCUUCCCCGGGAGGAAGAGCAGCUCCGUCUUGCCGAGGUUCAGCUUGAGUUGGUGAUCCGUCAUCCAUACUGAUAUGUCUGCCAGACAUGCAGAGAUGCGAUUCGCCACCUGGUUAUCAGAAGGGGGAAAGGAGAAGAUUAAUUGUGUGUCAUCUGCGUAGCAAUGAUAGGAGAGGCCAUGUGAGGAUAUGACAGAGCCAAGUGACUUGGUGUAUAGUGAGAAUAGGAGAGGGCCUAGAACUGAGCCCUGGGGGACACCAGUGGUGAGAGCACGUGGUGCGGAGACAGAUUCUCGCCACGCCACCUGGUAGGAGCGACCUGUCAGGUAGGACGCAAUCCAAGAGUGAUAACGCAACUGGCAUAUCUGGGCAAGAACGUCUAGACCUAUACUAGUGUUUAGUCAAAAUGACUGGUAGGAGUGAAGAGAUCUAAAUCAUUGCGUCUCUCUCUCAUAGCUCUGAUGGUGUUGCUGGGAGUUCUGGACUUCCUGUUCGUCAACCAUGCCUGUCACAGUAUCAUCACACGGGGGGCCUCUGUCCAACUGGUCUUUGGAUUUGAGGUUUGUAAAACUACACAUUUUUUGAAUUUCAGUCAUGUGACGCUUUAUUCAUAUAUGCCUGCCGCAUUUCUUUUUGAAGUAAUAUUCGUUGUCUUGAUGAAUCUAAGCAGUUGGUAAUAAUUCGGCACACUUCUGAAAUACCUAAAUAAUAACUGUAGUUGUUCCUCUGGUUGUUUAGUACGCCAUCCUGAUGACUAUGGUGCUCACCACCUUCAUCAAGUACACCCUCCACACUGUCCACCUCCAGAGUGACAGCCCCUGGGACAACAAAGCAGUCUACAUGCUGUACACUGAGCUCUUCACUGGUAGGAUACCUUUAUCACUAAAGAUCCUCUUUACACUGAGCUCUUCACUGGUAUGAUACCUUUAUCACUAAAGAUCCUCUUUACACUGAGCUCUUCACUGGUAGGAUACCUUUAUCACUAAAGAUCCUCUUUACACUGAGCUCUUCACUGGUAUGAUACCUUUAUCACUAAAGAUCCUCUUUACACUGAGCUCUUCACUGGUAUGAUACCUUUAUCCAAAGAUCCUCUUUACACUGAGCUCUUCACUGGUAGGAUACCUUUAUCACUAAAGAUCCUCUUUACACUGAGCUCUUCACUGGUAAAGAUACCUUUAUCACAAAGAUCCUCUUUACACUGAGCUUUUCCUGGUAUGAUACCUUUAUCCUAAAGAUCCUCUUUACCGGAGCUCUUCACUGGUAGGAAUUUCCUUUAUCACUAAAGUCGCUGUACACUGAGCUCUUCACUGGUACGAUACCUUUUUCACUAAAGAUCCUCUUUACACUGAGCUCUUACUGGUAUGAUACCUUUAUCACUAAAGAUCCCUCUUUUCACUGAGCUCUUCACUGGUAUGAUACCUUUAUCACUAAAGAUCCUCUUUUCCUGAGCUCUUCACUGGUAUGAUACCUUUUUUCACCUAAGAUCCUCUUUUCCAAAAGGAGCUUUCCACUGUAGGAUACCUUUAUCACUAAAGAUAAAGCUGUACACUGAGCUCUUCACUGUACGAUACCUUUAUCACUAAGAUCCUCUUUAAAACUGAGCUCUUCCCCUGGUAUGAUACCUUAUCACUAAAGAUCCUCUUUCACACUGAGCUCUUCACUGGGAGGAUACCUUUAUCACUAAAGAUCCUCUUUCCACCCGAGUCUCUUCACGGUAUAUACCUUUAAACACUAAAUUACUCUUUACAACGGGGCUCUUCACUGGUAUGAUCCCUUUUUCACUAAAGAUCCUCUUUACACGGAGCUCUUCCUGGUAUAUACCUUUAUCACUAAAGAUUUCCCCUUUUCAACUGAGCUCUCACUGGGAUGAUACCUUUAUCACUAAAGAUCCUCUUUACACUGAGCUCUUCACUGGUAUGAUACCUUUAUCACUAAAGUCCCCCUUUACACUGAGUCUCACUGGUAGGGUACCUUUAUCACUAAAGAUCCUCUUUACACUGAGCUCUUCACUGGUAUGAUACCUUACACUAAAGAUCCUCUUUACAACUGAGCUCUUCACUGGUAUGAUACCUUUAUCCUAAGAUCCUUUUACACUGAGCUCUUCACUGGUAGAAUACCUUUUAUAUCACUGUAUAUGUCCACCUAAAUCCUCUUCACUGGUUAUGGAUACCUUUAUCACUAAAGAUCCUCUUUACACUGAGCUCUUCACUGGUAGAUACCUUUAUCACUAAAGAUACUUACUGUUUACACUGAAGCUCUUCACUGGUAUGAAUACCUUUAUCACUAAAAUGAUCUCAUGUUGUACAUCACUAAAGAUCUCUUUCCUGGAUAUACCUUACACUGAGCUCUUGCGCUGGUAGAGACCCUUUAUCACUAAAGAUCCUCUUUACACUGAGCUCUUCACUGGUAUGAUACCUUUAUCACUAAAGAUACUCUACACAUACUGUACAACUUUAAAGGUCCAGUUUAUUGGAUCCACAUUAAGCCACAUUUCUUAGAAUGAAAAUCAUGCUAUUUUAGUCCAGGACUAGGGUUGUUUUGGGUCCAGGAAACUGGUCCUGUAUAUACUGAAGUGGGAUGUUUUAAGACAUUAAAAUCUCCCCACUCUUCCCUCCCAGGUUUCAUCAAGGUCCUCCUGUAUAUGGCGUUCAUGACCAUCAUGAUAAAGGUGCACACCUUCCCCCUAUUCGCCAUCCGGCCCAUGUACCUGGCUAUGAGGUGAGCAACACAGCUACUCUGAACCCUAGAAUAAAGAUGCCACUCUAAAUUCAUGGACCUAGUCUGAACCAAGGGCUCUCUGAAGACCCCGUAUGUUAUCCGGCCAACAGAUUGUCUUCUCUAUUGUUUAGUUUUAAUUAGAGGCAGAUGUGUAACCAUUAGAACACUUGAAUUUCUGGAUUCUGUUCUUUAGGCAGUUCAAGAAAGCCGUAACGGAUGCAAUAAUGUCCCGGCGAGCCAUCCGCAACAUGAAUACACUGUGAGUGUGCAAUGCAUCCGGUUAUUUUGUGUAUCCACAAUGAAAAAAAAUCGUUCCUCUUACCAUAUUCAUCAUUUAGGAUGAAUAACAUUGACUAAACAUCAGUGGACUAGUCAAUGAUCAAUGAACUCUAUUUGUAUCUCUGCAGUUACCCAGAUGCCACUCCUGAAGAUCUGCUGGCUUCAGACAAUGUGUGUAUCAUCUGUCGUGAAGAGAUGGUGACUGGAGCCAAGAAACUUCCCUGCAACCAUAUCUUCCACUCAAGGUAUUUUAUGGAUACAUCUACGCUAUACUUAUUUUAGACAGAACAUUAUCAGAAAGUAGAAAAUAAGAUAAGAAAAUGUUUUUUUUUUUUUAAAUAUUUGACUAGUCAUAUGAAUACAUUUCAUCACCAUUCCUAUCCCGUUUAUUGUUUGGGCUGAUCCUGUUGGUUUUCUGCUGUUUAAGUCACCAACUCGGUGUAGCUAACUAACCUUUUCCUUCAUUUUGUAUCUCAAGUUGCCUUCGCUCCUGGUUCCAGAGACAGCAGACGUGUCCUACAUGUCGUAUGGAUGUCCUCCGGGCCUCUAACCCCAACCAGCCCCCUGCCCCAGCCCCUGCCCAGCCCCCUGCUCCAGCAGCACCAGCCAACGCCCCUGUCCCUGGUCCACCUGGGAACGGUGGGUAGCGCCACACAGAGCAACACGUUCAUUGUCUAACAUCAAAUAUAGGUUCAUGAAGUUACUAGAUAUCUUAUAAUAUAAUAUAAUAUAAUAUGCCAUUUAGCAGACGCUUUUAUCCAAAGCGACUUACAGUCAUGCGUGCAUACAUUUUUUGUGUAUGGGUGGUCCCGGGGAUCGAACCCACUACUUUGGCGUUACAAGCGCCGUGCUCUACCAGUUGAGCUACAGAGGACCAUAUCUGAUAGGAACCUAGUAAUGGUUUCAUGAAGUUACUAGAUAUCUGAUAGGAACCUAGUAAUGGUUUCAUGAAGUUACUAGAUAUAAACUGGGUUGACUCCCAAGCAGCUGACUGACACGAGUCUCCCUCUUGUCUCCUUUAGUUGGCCCAGGAAUGAUGCCCCACUUCCCCCCAGGGCUGUUUCCUUUCUGGGGCCCCUUCCCUGGAGCGGCCCCCCCUGCUGGUGCCCCAGAGGCAGCUCAGACUCAGGGAGCUGGUGAGUCUCAUUUCUACUCUCUGGUACUUAAGACAGGCAUUUGUCAAAAUGUCAAUCUUUUCUGAAUGGGAGGGUAGACUCAGGCCAACCUCCACAUUCUAGUGUAAUAGCUAGCUAUUAACCAAUUAAAGAGGUAAUUUCCCGGACCUAGAUGACGAAAUGGCACGUUCAAUAGAGAUUUUCAAUUGAGCAUGCUUUUUGGUCCAGGAGUAUGUUUCCUCUGGGUCUGGGGGACCAGCCCUAAAGUGUCUGUCCUAACAUUCUGUGAACAUUAAGUCAUCAUUUCUCCUUGUGUGAAUCAGGCACCAGUCAGUCCGCUGGGGCCAGUACAGUCGGUGCUGCUCCGGCUCCAGGAGGCCCUAUGCCUGGGUCCCCUUUCCCCUCCUUCCCACCCCCACUGUUCCCCUCAGCUCCGUGGCUGACUAUGCCACCACCUCCACCGUUUGGUAAGAGCUGGAGUCAUUCCCACUUACACCUUCACUUAUAAAGGAAGCCUCCAUCAUGAUGUACUGUAGAUGGGCCACAAUUUUUCAACAUUUCAAGCAACAAGUUUGUUGUUAUUUACCAAGUUGCCGAGGGAUGGCUGUUGCCGAGGGAUGGCUGUUGCCGAGGGAUGGCUGUUGCCGAGGGAGGGCUGUUGCCGAGGGCUGAGAUGUUCACAAAUCUGUAUUAAGGCAGGCAUCUUGAAUAACCUUGUUACUCUGUGUGUUCCGGCCCAGUGUCAGCCAUGCCCCCUCCUCCCCCGGCCCUGUCCACCAUGUCAGAGGCUGAGCUGACGGAGCUGGAGCAGGAGGGCCGUAGGGGCCUGGAGGCCAGACUGCAGUGUCUCCACAACAUCCACACUCUACUGGACGCUGCCAUGCUCAACAUCCACCAUUACCUCACUACCGUCGCCACACUCACGUAAUGAUGCCUUGUUUCAUUUUUAUGUGGGGAAAACCACAUCUUUAGUGUGUCAACAUUUUCCAUUUAUUGUUUUAGCAAUAUGAUAAUUAUACUACUCCUUUCCUCCUCAGUCCUCCUCGGUCAGAAAACAGCAGCGCUGCUGGCGAGGCCAGUGGAUUAUCUCCUUCCUCCACUAGUGCAGAAACCCAGGAGAAUGACUCUCAGAACAGCACAGGUAAGUCUCAACUAGUGCAGAAACCCAGGAGAAUGACUCUCAGAACAGCACAGGUACAGUGCAUUCGGAAAGUGUUCAGACCACUUGCCCUUUUCCACAUUUUGUUACGUUAGCCUUAUCCUAAAAUUGAUUAUAUUAAAACAUUUUCCACCUCAAUCUACACACAAUACCCCAUAAUGACAAAGCGAAAACAGGUUUUUAGAAAAUUUUGCUAAUUUAUAAAACCUAAAAAACAGAUACCUUAUUUACAUAAGUAUUCAGUCCCUUUGCUAUGAGACUUGAAAUUGAGCUCAGGUGCAUCCUGUUUCCAUUGAUCAUCCUUGAGAACCACCAAGACUUCCUAGAGCUGGCCGCCCGGCCAAACUGAGCAAUCGGGGGAGAAGGGCCCGAAGGUCACUCUGACAGAGCUCCAGAGUUCCUCUGUGGAGAUGGGAGAACCUUCCAGAAGGACAACCAUCUCUGCAGCACUCCACCAAUCAGGCCUUUAUGGUAGAGUGGCCAGACGGAAGCCACUCCUCAGUAAAAGGCAGUCUUGAAGGAGUUCCCACAUAUGCUGAGCACUUGUUGGCUGCCUUUCUUUCACUCUGCGGUCCAACUCAUCCCAAACCAUCUCAAUUGGGUUGAGGUAGGGUGAUUGUGGAGGCCAGGUCAUCUGAUGCAGCACUCCAUCACUCUCCUUGGUCAAAUAGCUCUUACACAUUCUGAAGGUGUGUUUUGGGUCAUUGUCCUGUUGAAAAACAAAUGAUAGUCCCACUAAGCGCAAACCAGAUGGGAUGGCGUAUCGCUGCAGAAUGCUGUGGUAGCCAUGCUAGUGUGCCUUGAAUUCUAAAUAAAUCACCAACAGUGUCACCAGCAAAGCACCAUCACACCACCUCCUCCAUGCUUAUUUAAGCUGUUCUUGCCAUAAUAUGGACUUGGUCUUUUACCAAAUAGGGCUAUCUUCUGUAUACCCCCCCUACCUUGUCACAACACAACUGAUUGGCUCAAACGCAUUAAGAAGAAAGAAAUUCCACAAAUUAACUUUUAAGAAGGCACACCUGUUAAUUGAAAUGCAUUCCAGGUGACUACCUCAUGAAGCUGGUUGAGAGAAUGCCAAGAGUGUGCAAAGCUGUCAUCAAGGCAAAGGGUGGCUAUUUGAAGAAUCUCAAAUAUAAAAUAUAUUUUGAUUUGUUUAACACUUUUUUUUUGGUUACUACAUGAUUCCAUUUGUGUUAUUUCAUAGUUGUGAUGUCUUCACUUUUAUUCUACAGUGUAGAAAAUAGUAAAAAUAAAGAAUAACCCUGGAAUGAGUAGGUGUGUCCAAACCUUUGACUGGUACUGUACAUUUGUAAACAGUGUUAAAAACCUAUUUUUGCUUUGUCAUUAUGGGGUAUUGUGUGUAGAUUGAGGAAAAACAUUUAUUUAAUCAAUUUUAGAAGAAGGCUGUAACUUAACAAAAUGUAGAAAAAGUCAAGGGGUCUGAAUACUUUCUGAAUGCACUGUAAGUCUCCACUAGUGCAGAAACCCAGGAGAAUGACUCUCAGAACAGUACAGUUAAGUCUUCCUAUUGACUGACUGACAUUGUGAAGUGAAACAGAAUCAUUCCGUUAGGAAUCCGGACUAGCCGUUAGUGGGACUGUGAAGCGGCAUGUUUUACACUGUAGACACACAUUUUCUCACUUGUUUCUCUCCUCUGUCUCUUCUUUCCAGCUGCUGAACCAGAAGCUGUGAACGGGGCGACAGGUUUCUCCCAGCCAGACUCUACCACGUUGGGCGACAGUGAAGACAAGCGGGAUGGAGAGGAAGUCGGGGAAGAUGGAGAGGAAGUCGGGGAAGAUGGAGACCCCAACCCUUCAGAGCUGAGGCGCCGUCGUCUCCGCAAACUCGAGACCACACCCCCUCCUCCUGACCACUAA
Messenger RNA from Coregonus sp. 'balchen', 10195 nucleotides. The record is from the annotation of a GenBank genome assembly. NCBI's taxonomy places the organism in Eukaryota, Metazoa, Chordata, Actinopteri, Salmoniformes, Salmonidae.